AUUUAGCAUCUAGAUACUUUAAAAUUUAUUAUUACAAUUACAAGUAUUAUCACAAGUACGGUACAUUCUCAUCCAAAAGUCCUUCUUCACAGAAAAUAUAACAAUGGCGCAAAAUGGAUCAAGCACAAAUGGACAUGAAGCAACAUGGAUUCGUCCCGAUCGUCCACCUCGUUGUACGUGGCAUCUUGGAACAACAGAGCCUUCACCUCAUCAGCAUUAUAAAAGACGAUUUGAUAGAACAAAGGCAUAUUCAUCUGUCUUAGAUGCAAUAGGUGACACUCCUCUCGUGCGGAUGUCCAGGAUUGAGAAGACUGAGGGAGUGAAAUGUGAACUAUAUGCAAAAUGUGAAUUUUUUAAUGCUGGCGGAUCGGUAAAAGACAGGAUUGCUUUACGAAUGGUGGAAACAGCUGAGAAAUCUGGGCUGAUAAAACCUGGGUAUACUUUGAUCGAGCCUACGUCUGGAAAUACAGGAAUUGGUCUCGCACUUGCAGCUGCAGUGAAAGGCUACAGAUGUAUUAUUGUAAUGCCUGAAAAAAUGAGCGCUGAAAAGGUGAAUGUUCUCCGAGCUCUCGGAGCAGAAAUUGUUCGUACACCGACAUCAGCAUCCUUCGAAAUGCCUGAAUCUCAUAUCAGAGUUGCUCAGAAGUUACAGAAUGAGAUUGAAAAUGCAGUUAUUCUAGAUCAGUACAUCAACUCUGGGAAUCCUGUUGCCCAUUAUGACACAACAGCAGAAGAAAUAAUUGAACAAUGUGGAGGUCAUGUUGACAUGGUGGUGGUGGGCGCAGGAACUGGGGGUACAGUCUGCGGGAUUGGAAGAAAAAUGAAAGAAAAGAUUCCCAACUGUAAGGUUGUAGGGGUAGACCCUCUUGGCUCAAUCCUAGCUCAACCUGGCGAACUGAAUAAAACUGACGUCAGUUUCUAUGAAGUGGAAGGGACAGGCUACGAUUUCAUUCCAACGGUACUGGACAGGUCUGUUGUUGAUAAAUGGUACAAAACAGCUGAUAAGGAUUCUUUUAUCAUGGCAAGAAGACUGAUAAGAGAAGAGGGUUUCUUAUGCGGUGGCAGUAGCGGUGCAGCGAUGCAUAUUGCGCUUCAAGCAUGCCGAGAAUUAAAGGAAGGACAGAAAUGUGUUGUGCUGUUACCUGAUUCUGUCAGGAAUUAUAUGACCAAAUUCUUGAAGGAAGAAUGGAUGAUUGAGAGGAAUUUCUUACCUGAAAAAAACAUGGAAAAGAAAUGGUGGUGGGACGUCCCCGUCUCGAAGAUAAAAUUACAUACACCCGUGUCUGUGCUCCCUACAACAAGAUGUGGCGCCACCUUGCAGAUUAUGGAAGAACAAGGAUUUGACCAGAUACCUGUUGUCGACGGGAACGGUGUUGUUCUUGGCACAGUUACAAUGGGAAACAUGAUGAGCAAUCUUACGUCUGGUAAAAUUGUUCCUAACGAUGCUGUGUCGAAGACUUUGUAUAAAGGAUUCAAGGAGAUUCAAAUGACAGACAACCUGAAGAAACUUUCACGAAUUUUGGAAAUUGAUCAUUUUGCGAUUGUGAUGCAUAGCAAGCUACAAUGUGACAUUGCCAACCUAUCAUUGACAGACUUGAAACCAAGCAUAAAAAGUUUGAGAGCUGAACCUGUCGGAGGAGCAAAGAUUACAAAUGGAGAUGGCCAUUCAUCACAGAUCUAUGGAAUAGUGACAUCAGUGGAUUUCUGUCGCUAUCUUGCUACAAACGCGCCCAAGGAGUGAACAAAUAUUUUUCUCCCGUCAUUGUACAAUACUUGUUACUAAGGUUUUAUGUGAAAUAAAUAUGCAACUAAAUAUGCAUAUGUAACCCCAGAUUAAUAUUAUCGUUAUAUAAUUUGCAUUAAUACGUUCGGUUUUAUGGUUUGAAAUGUACUAGACUUCAGACAGGCAGUUCAUUAUACAGGGUGGUCGCUGUCAUUUGUAAAGCAAAUAUUUUUUUUUUCAAAGAAUAACUUUUACAGAGUUUUUUAGAGACAUAUGUUAUUUUACACUCACAGAUGCUCAAAUGUCGUCCUUUGCACCUCAGAGCAGUGUCUUAACCUAGAAGUCCUAGCUCGUGUAGCGUUUCGAAGGUUAACUCGUUUCAAUUCAAACUGUAGCCUAUAUAUACACAUUUUAUUCGUGAUCUCAUCUGACCUUAAAUUUUCAGCUUUUCUCGCGCUCAUGCUGUAAAUGUGGGGAUAUUCUAAUCUAUAUUCUAAAAUAUGCAUUCGCUAACAAAAUUAGAUGAAUAUUUUUGUGUGUAUAUAUUUUGAUGGUGUUGCAGUAUUAUAUUUGGUUUAUGAUUUGCCAUGAACAGUACUUUAGAGCAGUGACCGACCUAUUUCGAUGCAUUCUUGCCUUCGGCUAUUUUGAAACUUUCAUUCCCCCAUACCUGAAAAAAUCUUUUACCGUUUGCUAUUCAAUCAUCAAUGAAUCAUUUUCUGAUGCUGUGCGCAACUAUCGCACCAAUUUAAAAUACGAGUUAGCGAUCAGAGACCGCCGACUUGGUGGUGAAACCAUCCCCUUUUAAAAUGUAAAUAAAAUAUACAUAGCAUUUUUUUGCAGCUCGAAACUACUUUUAGACCUAAAAACUUGAAAACCCAUGUUUUCCGGACCCCCUAGCUCAGGGUGGUCCAAGCCCGCGGGCCACAUUCAUUAUCUGUGGCCCGCGUCACAUUCGAAGAGUAAUCAAAAAAUCGCAUUUCGUGUUGUUUCGUCAUAAAAUUAAUCAGAAAAAUCUUGACAUAUUGUCAUCGCUAAUGUCCCUGAAUUAAAUAUUGUUAUGGCUAGCUGGGGAAACCAGCGAAGUUGAAUGAUGUUGUUAUCUAAAUUGUUAUCUGGCUUUCUAACUUUUUGGUCGGGAAUAUAUGCAAACAAUAUAGGCAUAGAAAACUAAAAAUCAAAUGCGGAUUCUAUUAGCCUAGAAUGGCUAUGUCUGAUAACUAUGUGUUUGCACAAUAAAAGAGUUUGUUUUGUAUUGCACUUUUUACCUAUUGUGGCCCUCUAACAAUGCAAAAAUAAUAUUGUGGCCCGCGGAGCCGACAACCUUGGACCACCCUGCCCUAGCUCAUACAUUUACUUGACAAUUAAAUUAUUCAGAACCCCUCCAUUUUAAAAAUUUCUGGUUUUGCCCCUUCUGCUGAAUAGUACUGUUUUUGAUAUCUCAGACAAGUUAAAUUUGGGCAUGCUUUGUAAAGAUUAUGGUCACGGUGAUUAGAACCUUUCAGAAUAAAUAGCAUUCCUACUUAGCAUUCCAAAUAGUACUAGUACAUUAUUUCGUUUUGUAGUUGAAUUUAGCAUGUAAAGAUUUACUGCCGAGGAUUUUCUAAGCUGUUUUUGUGUAUAUAUUAUUGAUGGUGUUGCAAUAUUACUACUGCAUAUUUCCGGGUGUCACGUACUAUUUUACUGUGUUCCAAUGUGGACUAGUUUAGUGGAAAAACGAUUUGGUAACAGUUCCUAAACUGUGUGUCUAGUUUAUGAUCUCAAACUUACGAGAUCCUCGGGUCCCCUACCAGUGGUGGUAUUAAAAUAUUUUGUCGGCCGGUUCAUCACAAAGUCAUAUUUUCCAGCCGGUUCUGUUACAAAAUAUCAUUGACGUUAACCAGUAAUGCUAACCGGUCUGCUGAUCUCAUAAAAUUCUAUGAGACGGUUCUAUAGAACCAGUGCGAAUCGGCUGAAUCCCACCACUGGCCUCUACCCUCCAUGACUUCCAGUGCUUAUACCUAGUUCUGCUUUUAACAUGUUCCAAACGGUUAUUUAAGUAGUUUAGUUUAUAGUGAAAAACCAACAAAAUAGUCAAAGUCAAAAAUUAAACAAAUAACAGUUAAUUCACUUAAAAAAUUAAGUCCUCACAAAUGCUACCUAGUAAAGGCUAUUGCUCAUGCCCCCUAGUGGCCCAGUUUGAAAACUCUGGGUGUAGUGCCUCGUGAAACAUCGAUUCAUUUUCAAAUAACUUCACAUCUGCCCGUGUUUAGAACUGGUAUCAGUCGUGUUACAAUAACCUAAAAAAACAAGCUCAUCUACCGUAUUGAUUAAAUCAAGCCCAUCUGGAACAAAUAACUGGGUGACUAAUCUCAUAACUGAUAUAGACCGACUGGUAAUCGGCCAAAAGACUGUGGUGUGAUACCCCAUAUGAUUAAGCCGUUUUAUCGGCCUUUUCAUCCCCCGGGAUAAAAUAUGAUACCUCAUCUUGAAUGUGCAUAUAUCCUGAAAAACAUUUCCUUAUUCUAGUUAAAUGUUAAUAAAAUGGAAUAUUAUUUGCAA
Styela clava is the source of this 4264-nucleotide messenger RNA. The record is from RefSeq and is a predicted model, not a curated record. NCBI's taxonomy places the organism in Eukaryota, Metazoa, Chordata, Ascidiacea, Stolidobranchia, Styelidae.